UCCGUGCGCCGCCCUCUGGGCAGCCGCGAGUCGAAGGACCUGCGCGCGGUCGCGAGGGAUCUCCCAGGUUCCGGGCAUUCCCCAGGUGUACGGCAUCCUCGGCGCAGCCUCAGCACUGGGACCCAGCUGAUGACAGAUCCUGACGCCGAGUGACUGACGUACCCACUGCUUCUUGGGUCACAUACCAGGGGCCGCGAUGGACCUCGUUCUCAGCGCUGCAGAUUACUACUUCUUCACCCCGUACGUCUACCCAGCCACAUGGCCUGAGGACAACAUCGUCCGGCAAACUAUUAGUCUCCUGAUAGUCACCAACCUGGGGGCUUAUAUUCUCUACUUUUUCUGUGCAACCCUCAGCUAUUAUUUAGUCUAUGAUCAUUCGUUAAUGAAGCAUCCGCAGUUUUUAAAGAAUCAGGUCUCUCGAGAGAUCAUGUACACUGUCAAGUCUUUGCCGUGGAUCAGUAUCCCCACCAUUUCACUGUUUCUACUGGAGUUGAGGGGCUACAGCAAACUCUACGAUGACAUAGGAGACUUUCCAAAUGGCUGGAUUCAUCUCAUUAUGAGCGUGGUAUCCUUCCUCUUUUUCACGGACAUGCUUAUCUACUGGAUCCAUAGGGGCCUGCACCACAGACUGGUCUACAAGCGCAUACAUAAGCCUCACCAUGUGUGGAAGAUCCCCACUCCAUUUGCAAGCCACGCUUUUCACCCUGUGGACGGCUUCCUUCAGAGUCUGCCCUACCACAUCUACCCCUUUGUCUUUCCACUGCACAAGGUGGUCUACUUAGGUUUAUAUGUCUUGGUUAAUGUCUGGACAAUUUCUAUUCAUGAUGGUGAUUUCCGUGUUCCCCAGGUUCUAAGGCCAUUUAUUAAUGGGUCAGCUCACCACACGGACCACCACAUGUUCUUUGACUAUAACUACGGGCAGUAUUUCACACUGUGGGAUAGAAUUGGGGGCUCUUUUAAACACCCCUCCUCCUUUGAAGGGAAGGGACCGCACAGUUACGUGCAGAAGAUGGCAGAAGACUCCAAGAGCCAUGCAGAGAAUGGCUGUAAAAGCAAAGAAUUAUGCAAUGGAGAGUUUACAAAAAAUAAAUAGACUAUUUCCCAGUUAUUAGCGAUUCUAAAUAAGGAAAUUAUCUACACACAGUCAAGAUACAUAGCAAAUAAGUGGUGUCAUUUGAAUGUCAGCAUGGCGUGUCGUGCUGAGGAAUGGUCCUGGGGGUGAACUGAGGGAAGAUGCACCGAGAUUGUAAUCUCAUUACUAAUACGCCAGACAUUGGUCCAGGAACAACUUAUGUCUUUCCAGUGAGCAGAUGUGCAGCCUGUACAGCCCAACAACAACUUUAAAUACGAUAGAAAAUAAGCUAUGGAAGAAGCUGGUCUGCGUCCUUUUGCCUUAAUCCACUCAUACUCGUUAAGGAAAAAAGUUACCCAUUGUGCGUAACAAAACUGAGACUAGCCUGGAAAUACUAAUGUAAAGAUGGCUGCUGUUCCAGGAGCGGCUGGCUCUGCAGUGGGGGUAGAGGACUUGCAGGGCUUUAAUUAAAUAGGAACAUCAGCCUGAACAAGCUAAUACAUGAGUGACUAUGUAUAUGAUUUUCUUAACGGCUGAUGUAAUAAGAUUGUAUUUUCUUCCUACACAUAGGCACCUUACUUGGAGGCAUUAUCAGAUUUUAAUAAUGAAUAAAUAAAUGGUUAUUUUUUUGAAUGUCAGCUCUUCCAUGAUUCAGUCUAGAUAGGAGAUUACUUAACUAAAGAUCUUGAUGAGUGUCAUCAUUUUUUAUUUUCUAUUUUUUGAGACAGGCUUUCUCUGCAUAGUCCUGGCUGUCCUGGAACUCGCUAUGUAGUCCAGGCUGGCUUCAAACUCGGAGAUCUGUCUGACCCCGCUGGGAUUGAAGGUGUUCACCACCACUGCCCUGCUUGAUGUGGGCCAUUUAAAACCACUGUUUAAUAAGCCCAGAGACAUGAAUCUGGAUAAGUAUCUCCCAAAGUUGUGGCACCUAGGUGACACAUUUCUUUUAAAUAAAGUGGAUACACUGUA
Psammomys obesus (fat sand rat) is the source of this 2038-nucleotide messenger RNA. It is a transcript of the gene Sc5d, whose product is annotated as sterol-C5-desaturase. Bases 197 to 1093 code for a protein of 298 amino acids. NCBI's taxonomy places the organism in Eukaryota, Metazoa, Chordata, Mammalia, Rodentia, Muridae. Gene Ontology annotation, molecular function: iron ion binding; oxidoreductase activity. The record is from RefSeq and is a predicted model, not a curated record. The transcript has 6 exons.